Molecule: messenger RNA, 3819 nt
Organism: Linum tenue
Lineage: Eukaryota; Viridiplantae; Streptophyta; Magnoliopsida; Malpighiales; Linaceae
Source: the annotation of a GenBank genome assembly
AUGGGGGAAGAGAAACUACGAUUUUGCAUCGACAGAGGCGGCACAUUCACUGACGUCUACGCCGAACUUCCCGGCAGAACUGACGGUCGAGUUCUGAAACUUCUUUCAGUUGAUCCAGCAAACUACGACGAUGCUCCGGUUGAAGGGAUUCGCAGGAUCCUUGAAGAGCACACGGGGUCUAAGAUCCCUCGCCAUUCCAAAAUCCCUACGGACAAGAUAGAGUGGAUUAGGAUGGGUACAACAGUGGCAACAAAUGCGUUGUUGGAGAGAAAAGGUGAAAGGAUUGCUCUCUGCGUGACUAAAGGAUUCAAGGAUCUGCUACAGAUUGGCAACCAGGCUCGUCCCAAUAUCUUCGACCUCACAGUGUCAAAACCUUCAAACCUUUACGAGGAGGUUAUUGAGGUUGAUGAGAGAGUUCAGCUUGUUGUUGAUAAGGAGGAAGAUGGGUCGUCAUCAGCCGUAGUUAAAGGAAUUUCAGGUGAGCUUGUCAGGGUUGUGAAACCACUUGAUGAUGCCGCUUUGAAGCCUCAAUUGAAAUGUUUGCUGGAGAAAGGGGUCAGCUGUCUGGCUGUAGUUUUGCUGCAUUCUUAUACUUUUCCUGACCAUGAAGUAGCUGUAGCGAAAGUGGCUUCGAGUUUGGGUUUCAAGCACGUCUCCUUGUCUUCGGCUUUGACCCCGAUGGUUCGAGCUGUUCCUCGUGGUCUAACAGCUAGUGUUGAUGCAUACCUAACCCCAGUCAUCAAAGAAUACUUGUCAGGGUUUAUAUCUAAAUUUGACCAAGGAUUAGGAAAGCUGAAUGUUCUGUUUAUGCAAUCGGAUGGAGGGCUUGCACCUGAAAGUAGGUUCUCAGGUCACAAAGCUGUUUUGUCUGGUCCAGCUGGUGGGGUGGUUGGUUACUCGCAAACCCUUUUUGGGCUUGAAACGGAGAAGCCCCUCAUUGGGUUUGACAUGGGAGGUACCUCCACUGACGUGAGCCGUUAUGCUGGGAGUUAUGAACAAGUUCUUGAAACUCAGAUUGCUGGUGCUAUUAUACAGGCACCUCAGCUAGAUAUUAACACGGUUGCUGCUGGUGGAGGAUCGAAAUUGAAGUUCCAAUUUGGAGCAUUUAGGGUAGGUCCUGAAUCAGUUGGUGCACACCCAGGUCCUGUUUGUUACAGGAAAGGAGGAGAAUUGGCUGUUACGGAUGCUAACCUCAUUCUAGGAUAUGUCAUUCCUGAUUACUUUCCUUCCAUCUUUGGGCCCAAUGAGGAUCAACCCUUGGAUAUUGAAGCUACGAGAAAAGAAUUCGGGAAACUUGCUGCAGAAAUAAACUCGUAUAGGAAAAGCCAGGAUUCGAGUGCCAAAGAUAUGUCAGUGGAAGAAAUUGCACUUGGUUUUAUCAAUGUUGCAAAUGAGACCAUGUGUCGCCCAAUAAGGCAGCUGACUGAGAUGAAAGGGCACGAGACAAGGAAUCAUGCUCUGGCAUGCUUUGGAGGUGCUGGCCCUCAGCAUGCUUGUGCUAUUGCAAGGUCGUUGGGUAUGACAGAAGUACUGAUUCACAGGUUUUGUGGGAUACUGAGUGCUUAUGGCAUGGGGUUGGCAGAUGUAGUGGAAGAGGCUCAAGAGCCAUACUCAGCUGUUUAUGGACCUGAGUCCAUCCUAGAGGCUUCCCACAGAGAAAGCGUGUUACUAAACCAGGUAAAACAGACAUUACAGGAGCAAGGUUUCAGAGAGGGAAACAUAACAACUGAAACCUAUCUGAAUUUAAGGUAUGAAGGUACAGAUACCGCAAUAAUGGUGAAGGGGAAUGUGAAUGAAGAUGGAUCAGUUUCUGAUUAUGAUGUGGAGUUUGUGAAGAUGUUCCAGCAAGAGUAUGGAUUCAAGCUACAGAACAGGAAUAUUCUAAUUUGUGAUGUCAGAGUUCGUGGUAUUGGAGUUACAAACAUAUUGAAGCCACAGGUGUUGGAACCUGCUACUGGUACACCAAAAUCAGAGGGUAAUCCUUACCAGCUUUACUUCGGAGAGGGAUGGCACCAGGUACCACUUUUCCGGCUUGAGAAUCUAGGGUUUGGACAUGUAAUCCCUGGCCCUGCAAUCAUCAUGAAUGGAAACAGUACCGUGAUAGUGGAACCCAAUUGUAAGGCAAAUAUAACCAAGUAUGGGAACAUCAAAAUCAAACUCGACUCUGAUGUGGGCCCGGCUGUCAAAAUAUCUGAGAAAGUCGCUGAUGUUGUCCAGCUCUCAAUUUUCAAUCACCGGUUCAUGGGAAUAGCCGAGCAGAUGGGAAGGACAUUGCAAAGAACAUCGAUAUCAACAAACAUCAAAGAACGGUUAGAUUUCUCUUGUGCUCUCUUUGGCCCUGAUGGAGGCCUCGUUGCUAAUGCGCCCCAUGUCCCUGUCCACCUCGGAGCUAUGUCCAGCACUGUUCGAUGGCAGCUUAAUCACUGGGGUGAUAGCCUAAAUGAAGGCGAUGUAUUAGUCACUAAUCAUCCUUCUGCUGGAGGCAGUCAUCUUCCAGACAUAACAGUCAUUACUCCUGUUUUCGAGAAAGGCAAACUGGUCUUCUUUGUAGCUAGCAGAGGCCACCAUGCAGAAAUUGGAGGCAUAACGCCUGGAAGCAUGCCACCAUUUUCGAAGUCCAUAUUUGAAGAAGGGGCAGCAAUCAAAGCAUUCAAGUUGGUGGAAGGAGGCGUUUUUCAAGAAGAAGGAAUCAUCAGGCUUCUGCAGUUCCCCGGCUCUUCUCUGGACGAUUCAGGCGCAGGAGGUCACUUCAAAAUCCCAGGAACACGCCGGCUUCAGGAUAAUCUAUCCGAUCUCCAUGCACAGAUAGCUGCAAACCGGAGGGGAAUUUCCCUUAUAAAAGAGUUGAUCGAGCAGUAUGGUCUGGAAACUGUUCAAGCUUACAUGACCUAUGUCCAACUAAACGCGGAAGAAGCAGUGAGGGAAAUGCUGAAGUCUGUAGCUUCGAGAGUCUCAUCAUCUCAGUCUCCAAAUGAUUCGCGCAGCUCCAUCGUCACCAUAGAAGAGGAGGAUCUAAUGGACGACGGUUCCACCAUUCAUCUGAAGCUGACCAUCAACGGUGAGAAGGGGGAAGCAUCUUUCAAUUUCGACGGGACAAGUCCAGAGGUGUACGGCAACUGGAAUGCACCUGAAGCAGUGACUGCUGCUGCAGUCAUAUACUGCCUUCGCUGCUUAGUCAACGUCGACAUCCCUCUGAACCAAGGCUGCCUAGCCCCUGUCGAGAUCCACAUACCUCAAGGCUCAUUUCUCUCCCCAAGCGACAAAGCUGCCGUCGUGGGAGGCAACGUGCUAACGUCGCAGAGAAUAACCGACGUUGUACUCACAGCAUUCCAGGCGUGUGCUUGCUCUCAGGGGUGCAUGAACAACCUCACGUUUGGGGACGACUCGUUUGGUUACUACGAGACGAUCGGAGGUGGGAGUGGGGCAGGGCCGACGUGGGAAGGGACGAGUGGGGUGCAGUGUCAUAUGACGAAUACUCGGAUGACUGAUCCGGAGAUAUUCGAGCAGAGGUAUCCAGUUUUGCUGCACCGGUUUGGGAUGAGGGAGAAGAGCGGCGGGUUGGGAGUGAACAAGGGAGGAGAUGGGAUUGUGAGGGAGAUUGAGUUCAGGAGGCCGGUUGUGGUGAGCAUUCUGUCGGAGAGGCGGGUUCAUGCGCCGAGAGGGUUGGCUGGCGGGGACGAUGGAGCUCGCGGCGAGAACUAUUUGAUCAAGAGGGAUAAGAGGAGGAUUUACCUGGGUGGUAAGAACACGGUCGAGGUUCAGGCUGGUGAGAUUCUUCAGAUACUUACACCUGGUGGUGGUGGAUGGGGCUCCCCUUAG